UUGUGGUUUACUCUUAUCCCACACUAUGAUCUUUAGGUCCCUUUUCCCUUUGAUUUAUAGAGAGCUUUUCAAUGACAAAUAUUGCAUGCUAUUACGGCAAACAUCCCCCACUUCUCUUUUGAUGCUAGUUCUCAAUUCUUGAAUUCUACUUAGGAUAUAUUUUGAGGAUUCUCAUUAUGGCUGGAAAAUUUAGGAAAUGCAUGCUACUAUGUUGUUCAAGAAAGUCUCUCAAUCAGGUUACAAAAAUGGCAGAUUCAUAUGAAGAUGCCAUUUCAGGAUUGAAAAAGCUUCUCAGUGAGAAGAAUGAGCUGGAAGACUCAGCUGCGGCGAAGAUACGGCAGUUGACGGCGGAGCUCGAAGGCGCCGGCGGGAAAAAGUCUGACCCGGAUGAGAAGAUCCGAACCGGUUUUGCACAUUUCAAGGCAGAGAAAUAUGAGAAAAACCCGGAAUUGUAUGGACAGCUUGCCAAAGGUCAAAGCCCUAAGUUCUUGGUAUUUGCCUGUUCUGAUUCUCGAGUAUGUCCAUCCCACAUUCUCAAUUUCGAACCAGGGGAAGCUUUUGUGGUCCGUAAUAUUGCCAACAUGGUCCCUCCUUAUGACCAGACAAAAUAUUCUGGAGUGGGUGCAGCAGUCGAAUAUGCAGUUGUCCACUUGAAGGUGGAGAAUAUUUUGGUGAUUGGACACAGCUGUUGUGGAGGUAUUAAAGGGCUAAUGUCUAUUCCUGAUGAUGGGUCCACCAACAGCGAUUUCAUUGAAGAAUGGGUGAAAAUCUGUUUAACAGCUAAGGCAAAGGUAAAGGCAGAAUGUUGCGAUAUGGAUCCCACUGAACAAUGUACAAAAUUGGAGAAGGAGGCUGUGAAUGUAUCAUUAGGCAACUUAUUGACAUAUCCAUUUGUGAGAGAAGCUGUGGUGAAUAAAAGCAUUGCACUAAAAGGUGGACACUAUGAUUUUGUGAAUGGAUCCUUUGAGCUAUGGAAUAUAGACUUCAAACUUACCCCUUCUGUUUCACUCUAAACUAUUGCAAAAUUACAAAUUUUCAUGUAACCAAUGUAAUUGUGUUUCAAGUUUUUUUUUCUCUUUACUUUGCACUUUGAUGUAAAAGUAAUGCUGAACAACAAUGUGUGUCAAAGAAAUAAUGUUAGCUGGCUGUUUGAGCUU
This is a messenger RNA of Lycium barbarum (goji berry), 1157 nucleotides long. Its product is annotated as carbonic anhydrase 2-like. Gene Ontology annotation, biological process: carbon utilization. NCBI's taxonomy places the organism in Eukaryota, Viridiplantae, Streptophyta, Magnoliopsida, Solanales, Solanaceae. The transcript has 10 exons. The coding region runs from base 177 to 1013 and encodes 278 amino acids. The record is from RefSeq and is a predicted model, not a curated record. Gene Ontology annotation, molecular function: zinc ion binding; carbonate dehydratase activity.